Molecule: messenger RNA, 1239 nt
Organism: Penicillium olsonii
Lineage: Eukaryota; Fungi; Ascomycota; Eurotiomycetes; Eurotiales; Aspergillaceae
Source: the annotation of a GenBank genome assembly
AUGUCAUUUCCAUGGUCAUACUCUGUUCUGGGCCUUGUUCCUGGCCUGAUCCUCACUGUGGCUGUCGCAUUGAUUGUUCUGUACACCUCACUCACGAUAUGGCGACUUUGCCUACGAUAUCCCGAACUACGUGACAUCUGUGACGUUGGUCAAGUCUUGUUCUGGGACUCUAAGUGGGCUUGGUAUGCGACGGCGUUCAUGUUUUUAUUGAACAACACAUUCAUUCAGGGCCUGCAUUGUCUUGUUGGGGCGCAAUUUCUAAACACAAUGUCCGGUCAUGCAAUGUGCACGAUUGCAUUCUCAUUCAUCACAGCGAUUGUUUCUUUCUUUGGGUCUCUCCCCCGAACAUUUCGCGCUCUCGCUCGCUUAGGGGCGGUAUCUGCCUUUUUCACACUCGUCUCGAUCGUGCUAGUCGUGAUUUUCUCGGGAAUCGAAUCCCAUCCAUACAAUUGGAAGUCGGAAAACGCAGCUCCAAUCGUACUGCUUGUACCCGCCAGUGAUACCUCGUUCGUCACAGGCUUGAGUGCGUUUUUGAACAUCAGCUUCACCUUUAUUGGUCAGAUUACCCUCCCUAGUCUGAUUGCCGAGAUGAAGGAUCCUCAGGAGUUCUGGAAGUCCGUGACUGCAGUGACCAUUGCUGAGAUUGUUCUGUUCACGAUUGUCGGUGCAACUGUUUACGCUUUCAUUGGAGGUCAAUACAUCACCUCAAUGGCAAUCUCUUCGCUCGGAGAUGAUCUAUACAUGAAGAUCUCGUUCUCCUUCAUGGUCCCGACUUUGAUCUUUCUUGGCGUCCUUUACGCAUCGGUGUCCGCGCGCUUCAUUUUCUUCCGUGUGUUCGAUAAUACCCGUCACGUCAGCAGUCACACCUUUGUUGGCUGGGCAUCUUGGGCCGGCAUUCUGCUAGUGCUGUGGGUAUUUGCCUGGGUAAUUGCAGAGGUGAUCCCGUUCUUCUCGGAUCUACUGUCGAUCAUGGGGGCCGUGUUCGGAUCGUUUUUCGGUUUCAUUUUCUGGGGCGUAGCAAAUCUCCAUAUGCGCCGUGCUGAUCACGGCUCAGUGAUAUACGAUGGGAUGGGGCUCCUUGGUUGGCUUGAUCUUGUUUUCAACGUGUUCCUGAUCCUUAUAGGGCUCUUCUUCCUUGGUCCCGGUACUUAUGUGUCUGUUAUGUCUAUCCUCGAGAGCUUUGCAACUGGGACUGUUGGAAAUGUAUUUAUCUGUGGAAGCAACGGUCUCAGAUCUUGA